GCUGACCCUAAGAAGGCGGUGGUCUCCAAGGCGAUGUAAUUUUCUAGCCACCCCCUCCAAUCGUAACAGAUUAAAAGUUUGUCUAUGUUUCACUUUUAUUCGAUUUCUUUUUAUGAGGGUUUUAGGCUUUGUUUGCAAUCACUUGAAAAGUGAUUUUGGCUUUUUUUUUUUUAAAAACACUUAUUUUACCAAACACUACCAACUUUUACUAUCUCGGUUUUUGUGUAGAAUCUACUUUUUACUUUUUUUCUAUUACACAAAAAGCACUUAUUUUACCAAACACUACCAACUUUUACUAUUAAUCUCUUUUUCCCAAAAAGUGCUUUUAUUUAAACACAAGUGGUUGCAAACAAAGCCUUAGUAUUGGUUCAACUUUUUCUUUGGCGAGGGCUUUGUUCGGUUCAUGAGGUGAGUGUGAUAUAUGUUCUUUGUCUAGCUAUGUCUAGAGUACAGCCGGUUUGUUUUUUGUCAUUAUAACACAUCGAGUGAUGAAUUUUCAUUGUUCAUGAUUUACAAGGCUGGUUCAAACUUAUUUUUCCUAGUCAUCAAUUAUUCGUCUUCCUCCUGAACCACUCUCUCAUAAUGAGAAAAAAAUAACGCUCAAUUGAAUCUCAUUUUCGGUGGAUGGUUAAACCGAUGAUUCAAACAAUUUCUACUUGGUAAAGUUUCCUUUGUUAAUUGCUAGUCAAAUAUGUUUGUCCUUUCUGAUGGUUGGUGAAGCCGAAUCUUUUAUUUGUAAUUUUUAUUUUUUUAUUUGGUGUAGCAAGUGCAAAAAGACUGUUGGACUAGAUUACAGUUUUAUGGAGUUAGGGAUCUGGAAUUAAUUAUUUGUUUUUUAGUAUGAUAACUCAUCCCGUUGUAGCUUAAUUAUUUAUUCUUUUGUUCAUUUGCUAUCAUUUAAAGAAUAAAUAAGUCAUUUUAUGUAAUAAAAUGAUUCAUCAUUGUACAGUGACUCUACACAUGGAUUUUAAUUAUGGAUUUUUCGAAUAUGUUUGUGAUAAUAUAGUUUGUAACUCAUAUAUAUGUAUAUAUUGCAGAAAAGCAUAUAAUGUUAAGGCCGCACACCUACCAUCCAUUGGAUCCUUUAUCCGGCGCCGAGAUCUCAGUAGCCGUUGCAACUGUUAGAGGUGCGGGUGACACCCCCGAGGUAAGGGAUGGAAUGCGAUUUAUUGAGGUGGUGCUGGUGGAGCCAGAGAAGAGGGUAGUGGCAUUAGCAGAUGCAUAUUUCUUCCCGCCAUUCCAAUCAUCGUUGUUGCCGAAAACAAGGGGAGGGCCUCCCAUCCCGACCAAGCUCCCGCCGCGCCGAGCUCGGCUCAUCGUGUACAACAAGAACACCAACGAGACCAGCGUAUGGGUGGUGGAGCUGGCUGAAGUGCACGCGG
Molecule: messenger RNA, 1382 nt
Organism: Cuscuta epithymum
Lineage: Eukaryota; Viridiplantae; Streptophyta; Magnoliopsida; Solanales; Convolvulaceae
Source: the annotation of a GenBank genome assembly